Molecule: messenger RNA, 438 nt
Organism: Perkinsus marinus ATCC 50983
Lineage: Eukaryota; Perkinsozoa; Perkinsida; Perkinsidae
Product: High mobility group protein B1, putative
Exons: 5
Coding region: 1-438 (145 amino acids)
Source: RefSeq, a predicted model, not a curated record
AUGGUCGUGAAGUCUAGUAAGUCUGGCCCGACUCCUACCAGUGAGGAGGAAGGCGAGACCAAAGAUGCUCGGAGGUAUUUCAAAGAGGGUCAGAAGCAUGUGACUCCGCCGAAGGGUGAUUCGACCCGAGGGUUCUAUGAGUCUUUACUUGAGGAGAAACCUGAUAGUGUUAUGGCUACACGAUACUGUGUGGAAUACGGCAUAUUCGCAGGAGAGAAGCAUCGGAAGCUCCUGGCUCAAUACAACGACCUGAAGGCUAGUGGCGAUUUGAAUCCCAAUAAGCGAGCACUGGAUCGCGUUGCUGAGAAGUUUGGCAUCGCCAGUGAGGAGAGUUCUGCUCCGAGUGCUAAGCGAAGGAAGACGACGAAGGACGAGAAGAGCAAGAAGAAAUCGUCGUCAAGUAAAGUUAAGAAAGAGAAGAAGAGUAAAUCUAAAUAA